Vitis riparia (riverbank grape) is the source of this 2224-nucleotide messenger RNA. Its product is annotated as homeobox protein SBH1-like. Gene Ontology annotation, molecular function: DNA-binding transcription factor activity, RNA polymerase II-specific; DNA binding. Gene Ontology annotation, cellular component: nucleus. The record is from RefSeq and is a predicted model, not a curated record. The coding region runs from base 830 to 1915 and encodes 361 amino acids. The transcript has 4 exons. NCBI's taxonomy places the organism in Eukaryota, Viridiplantae, Streptophyta, Magnoliopsida, Vitales, Vitaceae. Gene Ontology annotation, biological process: regulation of DNA-templated transcription.
GGAUCGGGUUUGAUGGGUUUGGGGGAGAGAUAAAGAAGAGGACAAUCCACGAGCGAAUAUUAAAUGAGUGGACAGAUUGAUAUGAAGCAGUGCAGUACAGGAGUUGUGGUGAUUCCGUGCCCCAAAGACCUUUCCCUCUCUCUCUCUCUCCCUCCAUCACCACUAGUUGUAGACCUCCAUCUUGGCUCUUCCUCGAUUUGAUCGUUCCUCUAUUACUCUCUCUUUCUUUCCACUACUCUCUCUCUCUCUCUCUCUCUCUCUCUACCUUCUCUCGUUUUAACAUUUUUUCUUCUCCUUUCUUGCCAGUAAUGGCAGUCUAUCAGUGGCAGUGCAAGAAAAGAGGGAGAGAGUUUUCAUCGGGAAGGUAAAGCUUUGCAAGAUAAAUAAAAACAUUAGGCGUAGGCGUCCCUUGCUCUAAGCUGUUGUUACAGUGGCUUACACAGCGUGCACUGUGAAACCCCAUCUCUCUCUCUCACUUCUCAUUGAUCUCACUCAGAGAGAGAGCCAAAGAAGGGGGGAGAGAGAGAGAGAGAGAGAGAGAAAGAGAGGAGUUAAUGCUGUUAAUGCCCAGAAAGAAAAACACCCAUUUCCAAAGGAAAUCUGAACAGGCUUUACAGACGAAGCCAAGGGGAAAAACCCUUCACAGCUGACUACUAUUACUACCAAUAUUUAGGAUUUUCUGUAAAAAGGCUGAAAGUUGUAGCAUAAAAACCGGGAGAGCACUGGAGAGACAAAAGACGAUCUUAGUAAAGAGAAGAAGAGAGAGAGAGAGAGAGAGAAAAGAGAGAGAUGGUUAUAUAAGUAUGGAAAGAUAAGAAAGUGAGAGAUAAUGGAGGGUGGUUCUAGUAGCACUGCUUGUUUGAUGGCUUUUGGAGACAACAGUAGUAAUGGACUAUGUCCUAUGAUGAUGAUGCCUCUCAUGACUACAUCUAAUCCUAAUGCUGCAGACGCAAAUACCCUAUUUCUUCCUCUGCCUCCCAACCACAAUCACGACCUUAACCGCAACAGCAGUAGAGGCUCCUCUCUGAUACUGGAGAAUCACAACCAUAACCAGCACACCACCACCACCUCCACCAACAACCACCACGGCAGUGACCCUGGGUGUUAUUUCAUGGAAACCCAUGGCAACAACGAUGGCAGCACUUCUUCUGUCAAGGCUAAGAUCAUGGCUCAUCCUCACUACCACCGUCUCUUGGCCGCCUAUGCCAAUUGCCAAAAGGUCGGAGCACCACCUGAAGUAGUUGCAAGAUUAGAGGAAGCUUGUGCAUCUGAGGCUGCCAUGGUUCGCACUGGAACAAGCUGCAUAGGCGAGGAUCCGGCUCUCGAUCAAUUCAUGGAGGCCUACUGUGAGAUGCUGACCAAGUACGAGCAAGAGCUCUCCAAACCCUUCAAGGAAGCUAUGCUUUUUCUCUCAAGGGUCGAGUGCCAGUUCAAAGCCCUCACAGUUUCUUCUUCUGAUUCUGCUGGUGGCGAGGGCCUUGAUAGAAAUGGAUCAUCUGAAGAAGAAGUUGAUGUAAAUAACAACUUCAUUGAUCCUCAAGCAGAGGACAGGGAACUGAAAGGCCAGCUUCUGCGCAAGUAUAGUGGAUAUCUAAGCAGUCUCAAGCAGGAGUUCAUGAAGAAGAGAAAGAAAGGAAAGCUACCUAAAGAAGCCCGGCAGCAGUUGCUGGAUUGGUGGAGCAGACACUACAAAUGGCCAUACCCAUCGGAGUCGCAGAAGUUGGCUCUUGCAGAAUCCACAGGCCUGGAUCAGAAGCAAAUAAACAACUGGUUCAUUAACCAAAGGAAGCGGCACUGGAAGCCCUCAGAAGAUAUGCAGUUUGUGGUUAUGGAUGCCACACAUCCAGGCCACUAUUACAUGGACAAUGUCUUGGGCAAUCCCUUUCCCAUGGAUCUCUCCCCAACUCUCCUCUGAAGAUGGAAGAUGACCGGCUUAAACUAUUGAAAAUGCAACUGCAUUUCUGAACCUGUAGCUUUAUAUAUUAUUGAAUGGUGUUAUAUAUUUUUACUGUACUCUUACCACUUGUAUCUAUGUUUUGCCUAUUUAAUGCUAAAUCAGACUGCUAAAUGCAGCUCGUCCUCCCUUAAAAAUGUUUUUCUAGUGAUGGGUUUGUGUUGUGGUUCUUGUACUUGGGGUGAAUCCACUUUGGAAAUGGCUGAGAUUUCAUAGCCAAGAAGUUUGAAAUGUACAUGGUUCCUGGUUUUAAGCUCCUUUCUACUUUCA